Frankliniella occidentalis (western flower thrips) is the source of this 1915-nucleotide messenger RNA. RefSeq names its product zinc finger protein 239-like. The record is from RefSeq and is a predicted model, not a curated record. Gene Ontology annotation, molecular function: RNA polymerase II cis-regulatory region sequence-specific DNA binding; DNA-binding transcription factor activity. Bases 730 to 1638 code for a protein of 302 amino acids. Gene Ontology annotation, biological process: regulation of transcription by RNA polymerase II. NCBI's taxonomy places the organism in Eukaryota, Metazoa, Arthropoda, Insecta, Thysanoptera, Thripidae. The transcript is spliced from 5 exons.
UAUUCAGUUUAGAUCCACCCACGCUUAACGCAGCGCACGGCCGGGGACUGCCCGCCUCCCCGCUCGCCCUCUCACGCCUGCAGGAGCGUGCGCGUGCGCUGCGCCCUGCGCCGAGCGUGGAUGUUACCUGAACAUAGCUUAGGAGAGUGGGGUGAGAGGCGGGAAUACCCCCUCACUGCCCCUUACGAGCUAAGAGUAUCGUUGUUGUUGUAUCUAUCUUGACUCCGACAGACCGGUGUUCAAGCCACAUUUGACUGAUUUGACAUCCGUCUUGAUCUCCGUGAAGUAUUGAGGCUUCGACCUCUUUUCUAGUGCGUGUGUGCCAAAGACUACUCAUCACUAAAACACAUCUGGAAGAUAAAGUGAAGGUUAGGAAGCCAUCACCUGUUCUUCCUAUUUUAAAGGCGCUAUUCCGAGGUUUUCUGGGCGCGCUAGAGGACAUUUAUCUCCCCCGGAGCCCCUCUUCUUGCCGAGGCUGCUGCCUUCACUUCAACUUCAACGCCAGCACACUGAAAUUUACAUGCGAGUCCGUGGCGCAGUCACACAUGUCACACGGUUUUUGCCGGUUACCUCUCCAGACGGUGGUUGUUCCGGCUGACACCUCUAGAUUGCCAUUCUGUGGAGCGUUGAAAAUUGCCUCUCUGUAAGGAACCAUCAAUUUGGCAGGGUAGAGGAUCAUAUUCAGAGUGACUGCCUGCUUAUUUCAGGUGCCCUAAUCUGUCUGUUGCGAUGCAAUUUCAAAGUGAUAAUAACGAGAAACAUGAAAGCACGCUACUAAACGAUGAGGCUAAGCCUCAUGAAUGCACGGUGUGCCACAAAAACUUCUAUCGUGUCGGUAGUCUGAAAAAUCACCUCCGAACUCAUACUGGAGAAAAACCAUAUUAUGAUUGCUCAGUGUGCCGAAAGACAUUUGCUACUUCCAGUUCGCUGACAGUUCACCUUCGAGCACAUACAAGAGAGAAGCCAUAUGGAUGUCCUGUCUGCAAAAGGAAAUUUUCUCAAAGCAGCAGUGUAACAGUUCACCUUCGAGUUCACACGGGAGAGAAACCAUUUGAGUGCGCUGUGUGCUACAAAAAGUUUCUGACAAAUCCUGCUCUGACAACCCAUAUGCGAACUCAUACAGGGGAAAAGCCAUACCAAUGCUCUGUUUGUCUGCAAUCAUUUUCUCAAGGUAGCUCUUUAAAAAAGCAUUUUCGAACUCAUACAGGAGAGAAACCGUUUAAUUGCACAGUGUGUCACCGAAAUUUCGCAGAAUGUGGGACUCUGAAAAUGCACUUACGCACUCACACUGGAGAAAAACCGUACAAGUGCUCUAUUUGCGACAAAACGUUCAGUGUUAACUCUGCUCUGCGGUGGCACCUUCGCACUCAUACGGGGGAAAUGCCACAUGAGUGCAUUGUAUGUUCGAAGAAAUUUUUCACAUCCGGUCAUCUGAAGAUGCAUUUACGAAUUCACACUGGGGAAAAACCGUUUAAUUGCCCACUGUGCCCGAAAAAAUUCCCUCGGCCUCAUCAUCUAGAGAACCAUCUCCGUACUCAUACGGGGGAAAAGCCAUUUGAGUGCAAUGUGUGCCAUAUGAAGUUUACUCAGGAUGGCAAUAUGAAGUUGCACAUUCGCCGAAUGCAUGCAAAUGUAUAGACCAAAGAGUGCACCAGGUGUUCCAAGAAGUCUGUUCAGUUAAAGUUCGCUCAGCGAGGCGAGACCAAGACGUAAUUAAUUGCCUUUAUCGUUUUGAAAAAUGUUCUACAUUAAUGUUUGCUUGUCCGAAAUAAGUGAUGAAGUUGUUCGUGCCUUAACUAGAAGUACCAGUUGUUUAUGAAAUUGCUAAGACUCUCUAAUACUAUGUAAACUGACUAAUGUCGGUGCGCAUGUCAUGUUCUUCGCUUGGUGCAACACUUAUAAAACUUUUUUUGUC